This is a messenger RNA of Physcomitrium patens, 671 nucleotides long. Its product is annotated as small ribosomal subunit protein uS8. NCBI's taxonomy places the organism in Eukaryota, Viridiplantae, Streptophyta, Bryopsida, Funariales, Funariaceae. Gene Ontology annotation, cellular component: ribosome. The record is from RefSeq and is a predicted model, not a curated record. Gene Ontology annotation, biological process: translation. Gene Ontology annotation, molecular function: structural constituent of ribosome.
CAGGAAGGAAAUUUGAGCUUGCCUUUUUGCAUCACGAUUGCUCGUCGCAAUCGAACGCUGCUAGAGAGGUCUGUGUGUUGCUGUUGGUGUCGGUAGGCUCCACAGUCUUUACACCAUGGUGCGAAUCAGCGUUUUGAACGAUGCGUUGAAGAACAUGUUCAACGCGGAGAAGCGGGGAAAGCGGCAGGUGCUGUUGCGGCCCUCAUCCAAGGUCGUCAUCAAGUUCUUGUCCGUGAUGCAGAAGCACGGGUACAUUGGGGAGUUCGAACUGGUUGAUGACCAUCGAGCUGGCAAGAUUGUGGUAGAGCUCAACGGUAGAUUGAACAAGUGUGGUGUAAUCAGUCCUCGUUACAACGUCGGAGUUGGUGAAUUGGAAGCAUGGACUGCUCGGCUCCUACCAUCUCGUCAGUUUGGCUACAUUGUAUUGACGACCUCAGCUGGUAUUAUGGAUCACGAUGAGGCUAGGCGUAAGAACGUAGGAGGAAAGGUCUUAGGAUUCUUCUAUUAAGAUGAUCCAGUGUCACAUAUCUGGACCAUCGCAGGUCACAAGGUUUGCCUGCAAUUUUUUGAGAAAGUAUUUCUCAAGGGCUCUGCAAUUGUAUCUUUUCAAACCAUUUUGUUGCAACUUGUCACAUUACUCAUGUGUAUAAAUCCGUUCCUUUUGAAAGUCA